CGACCGACCGGGGAAGAGUUUCGUCGUGGCCAGAUCAUGCAGAACCUUUCUCGCCCACACAACCCUUGCUGAAUUCUAGGAAAUGUCGUACAGAUCCCUUUAGACUUCGUUCCCAAUGGCUGAAGUACGCGAACAUCAUGCCGAAGACGACCGUUUCAACACAGUGGGAGGUCGGGACGAAAAUCCCAAUCCCCCAACUGAAACAGCGGUCAACACCGCCGAACACCGUCGCGAGAGCCAUAGCGACGACGACAGCGACCGCGAUGCAUUCGAACUGCGCAACGUUUCGACGCAAGACGUAGACGAGGCCGGCUUUUCCACCGAUUCGAUCUCCUCCGGCGAAUACCGCGUCAGGACGCUCCGAACGGUCUCCCAGGCCACCACUCAGACUCAGCGCAGUCGGGAGUCACGCAAGGGGGCCUGGGGGCGUCUCGAACGCUUCUGGACGCGAAACGUGGUGCUGACCGUGCCACAACGGAGUAAUCGGGACCAUUUCGCAUUGGAACGAACUUUCUUGGCAUACAUCCGCACCUCCGUCAUGGUCGCCAUGCAGGGCGUGCUGAUCGCGCAAUUGUUCCGCCUCCAGCACAUGGCCUCCCCAGAUCUGGCGCUGGGGUUCUACGAGGUGGGCGUGCCGCUCUCCGUGACCUGCUACGGGGCGGCCAUUAUCAUCGCCUCGCUGGGCGCGUACCGCUUCUGGAAGCAGCAGAAUAUGGUGGCCUUGGGCACGGUUUACGCGGGGGGCUGGGAGCUGAAUCUGAUCGGGAUACUGAUCGGCUUGAUCAUCCUGACGACUUUUAUUGUAUCGAUCGUUAUUACGGUGCAGCUGGACAACCUCAAUGACUGAUGUUUGACGUUGUCUCUGCUGGCAGGUCGCUUUCAUGAUCACAAGCGUCUGCGCCAUAUUCACGACUUUCUGUUCUAUAGCCACAAUAAAGGUGUUUGUUAUUGUUGAUAAUUUGGGCACAAGACGUCGGAUCCUAGCAAAGAAUACGGAUGCUCGGAUUGAUCAAUAUACCUGGUUUCCGGAUUGUGUAAGAUCUUUUGAAGAGUCGUG
Molecule: messenger RNA, 1057 nt
Organism: Aspergillus aculeatinus CBS 121060
Lineage: Eukaryota; Fungi; Ascomycota; Eurotiomycetes; Eurotiales; Aspergillaceae
Product: DUF202 domain-containing protein
Exons: 3
Coding region: 116-847 (243 amino acids)
Source: RefSeq, a predicted model, not a curated record